AUAUAGCAAUAUUUUACCUUAUUUUUACAAUGGAAUUGGGAGAUAUUCCUAAAUAUUUUGCAGGAAAGACCAUUUUAGCUACAGGUGCAACGGGAUUCCUAGGAAAAGUUUUUGUGGAGAAGAUAUUAAGGGUUCAACCAAACAUAAAAAAGUUAUACCUUCUUGUGAGAUCAUCAAAUACUCAUUUAGCUACUCAACGCUUACACUUUGAGGUCUUUAAGAAAGACUUGUUCAGGUUGCAAAGAGAUGAGAAGGGUGAGAAUUUUGGUACUUUCAUAUCCGAGAAAGUUGUUGUUGUUGUUGGAGAUGUGUCUCUUGAGAUGUUGGGAGUAAAAGAUGCAAAGAUGAGAGAGGACAUGUUGAAAGAGAUAAAUAUAAUAGUACAUUCCGCUGCCACCACCAGAUUUGAUGAGAGAUUUGAUAUUGCAAUGGCCACAAAUACAAUGGGAGCUUUCAAUGUGUUGAGUUUUGCAAAAAACUGUCUCAAGCUAGAGAUUCUUUUACAUGUAUCUACGGCUUAUGUGUAUGGGCAGAUGAAAGGACUUAUUAGUGAGAAACCCUUCUUUAUGGGUCAGACACUCAAAGGCUCGUCAACAUUGGACAUUGAAUUAGAAAAGAAGUUGAUAGAGAAAAAAUUGAGUGAACUCGAAGCACAAAAGGCCGAUGGACAUACAAUCAAGAUGGUUAUGAAAAAGUUUGGAAUUGAAAGGGCAAAUUUGCAUGGAUGGCCAAAUACCUAUACAUUUACAAAAGCAAUGGGAGAGAUGCUUAUAUCAAAUAUAAAAGAUAUACCUUCGAUUAUUAUACGUCCAACUAUCGUAACCAGUACUCACUUUGAACCAUUUCCAGGUUGGGUCGAUGAUGUGAGAACUCUUAACUACUUUAUUGAUGGGUACGGUAAGGGAAUAAUAAAGAGCUUUGUUGGUGUUCCGGAGACUGUAUUAGAUAUUAUACCCGUGGAUAUGGUGGUAAAUUCCAUGAUAGUAGCCAUGGUGGCUCGUUCUAAGAAUCUUUGCACGAAUUUGAUCUACAAUAUUAGUUCUUCAGUGAGAAAUCCAAUCAACAUUUCUGAUUUUCUAGAUAACAUGUAUUGCUAUUUUACAAAAAAUCCAUGGAUAAAUAAAAAUGGAAAACCGGUACUUAUUGCAAAAAAGAUGGCAUUAUUCUCUACAAGUAUGGAUGCGUUUGACCCAAACAAGGUAUUUGUUCAUAAAUCUCGU
Molecule: messenger RNA, 1220 nt
Organism: Cicer arietinum (chickpea)
Lineage: Eukaryota; Viridiplantae; Streptophyta; Magnoliopsida; Fabales; Fabaceae
Product: fatty acyl-CoA reductase 8-like
Biological process (GO): suberin biosynthetic process; long-chain fatty-acyl-CoA metabolic process
Cellular component (GO): intracellular membrane-bounded organelle
Molecular function (GO): alcohol-forming very long-chain fatty acyl-CoA reductase (NADP+) activity
Source: RefSeq, a predicted model, not a curated record